GCGAAUUUGUUCUUCAUCAGGCUAAGCUUUUUCCGGAAAAGUCUUUGGGUAAGAUUUGUGCAUUUAACUCCUCGGCUUCUCCUGUAUGCACAGCAUUAUGAUUUCAAGUUCUUCUCUACGUCUUGUCCUGGCAAACUGUCGGGGAAUUUCAAAGCGCCAAGUAGCCCUUGUUUCGUUCAUGCGUAACGUUGUCAUAACUGGUGUUCCAUCUGCUCGAAGUGAUCAUUCAUUAUUGUUACGUUUCGGGAGACCAUUACAUACAUCUACCUUCAGAGUAGCAGAUAAACCUGCAGCAGGCAAUACUGCGAAAACAGAAGAAGGUGGAAAGAAUUUGGCGCUAAGGGACAGACUAAAGUCCGUCGUCGCAGAAUAUGGAUCAACAGCUAUAGUGUUUCAUGUGACUAUUUCUCUGACUUCCCUGGGGUUGUGUUAUACCGCAGUGAAAAGUGGAAUUGAUGUCCAAGCUGCUCUCCAGAAAAUUGGUGUUAGCCCAACAGUGUCAGAUUCCAGUGUUGCAACAGAGGCAAGCACUUUUGUGGUGGCAUAUGCUUGUCAUAAAGUUUUUGCUCCAUUGAGAAUGCUCAUGACCAUAAGCUGCACUCCACUCAUUGUCAGGAAGCUCCGCAAAAUGGGUAUUCUCAAGGAACCUUUGAGGCAGUAAUGAUUUACAGUGCAUAGUCUUCUCAGCAUUAUUUAAUAAGCUGAAUGGUACAUGCAUUUUGAAUGUGUCUUCUUUGUGAUUUAUUAGAGGACAGAUACAUAUAUUUACCACCAUAAACAUUUUUAUAUUUAUUAUGUAAAACAAGUAGAUUCUAUGUUGCUGUGGGUGUAUACCAUAACAGUUCAGCCUUGUGUGCCACUUUUUUUUGUUUUUACCACAAUUUGACAUCAUCUGUGAUCUAUUACUUAACAGACACAUGGCAACAUGGAAUCUACUUGUUAAUUCCUUGCAUAGAAGGUGUUUUGUGAUUGAUAAUUAAAAAUGCUAAUUAAAAGCAAAGGUUAUGAUUUCACUAAUUAGGGGUAAAUUUCUUCGCACCACUUUUUGUAAUGAAAGAUUACACAAGAAUAUUCUUCUAUGUAACUGUAAAUAUAUUUGUCAGAGGACAAUAAAGGAAAUGUUCAGCAUGUGUAUAA
Messenger RNA from Pocillopora damicornis (cauliflower coral), 1137 nucleotides. RefSeq names its product mitochondrial inner membrane scaffold 2. NCBI's taxonomy places the organism in Eukaryota, Metazoa, Cnidaria, Anthozoa, Scleractinia, Pocilloporidae. The record is from RefSeq and is a predicted model, not a curated record. Gene Ontology annotation, cellular component: mitochondrion.